This is a messenger RNA of Chara braunii, 2523 nucleotides long. The record is from the annotation of a GenBank genome assembly. NCBI's taxonomy places the organism in Eukaryota, Viridiplantae, Streptophyta, Charophyceae, Charales, Characeae.
CGGAGGCUGCCGCUGCUGGUGCUGGUCGUCCUCCUGCUCCUCCUCUUAGUUGUCUUCCACAUGUGCAUCCUCGGUACCGUUCUGCGACGCGGCCGCAGACGACGGUCUUCGAAGAAGGGCGUCAAUAUGGAGGGGUGUCAGGGAAUGUGCAGGUCUGCAGGGGAUCAGGGUGGUGGCCAGUGGGCUGGGCAGAGCCCGUCGAGAAGUUCAAGGUUGUCGGAGCGGUCUGGGUACCCGCACCUGCCACCGCACUUGCAACCUCUGUCGGACACGUCCGACGAGGAGGCGGAGGACAGACGGUCACGUACCGCGCCGCUGGGAAGCGGGUCCACCCAGGAGUGGGCGACUACAGAGCUCUGUGGAAGCCGCGACGGCGGUAAUGGGCAGUCGUACACCGAACUCCUCCAACAGGGGCUGAGUGGCGACGGAGGCGAUGAUGGCAUGAAUCUGUCGUUCAGGCUGUGUAGCGGGAGGUCGUCGGCCGCCUCACGAACGGUCAUCGUCAACAACCAUCCUGACGACGACGGCGGGCAAUUGACGGUUGUUGCGCGGUCAUCGAAGUCUCCAGCACUGAGGUUGAAGAAGGUGGGCGUCGACAGAGAAGCAGAACGGCGCGGGAAGAAGUGGGACAAUUCGAUGCAGCAGUUCAAGAAGGUGCAUCACUUCCAAGGCUUGUCUGGGAAACAGGACUUCUUCCAAUUCUCUGGGAAAGAGAGGUUGUCGAAGGGCUUCAAUUUCAACAUGGAUCGUGCAGUUUACGACGAGAUACUGGGGUCGACCGCCAAGAGCCACACCAUAAACCCGAAGAACAUCGCCGCCACUGGUGCUCCAGGUGGCGUGCAUCUGCCGUCCGCCACUUCUGCAAAUCCAGAAUCUAUGGGCGAUGGCUUGAUGGGGGCGCUAGUGCAGGGCACGACGACGACGAGGACGGGUCAACAAGAGAUCUUGACUUCGCGAGUGAUCAAGCUUGAAGUGGGUGUGUUGUGCGUCAUGUCGUCCCGCAGUUGUGGACGUGGCAAGUCCGUCGCCAACCUGGCAGUGGAAGCGGCUGCCCGGGAGAAACAGGGUCCCCACGUCAAGAACAAGAAAAGGAAGCUCGUCCAUGGCGGCUCCUCACUUGCGAGGUAUGUCGAGGAUGAAGAGUGGGUGCCGGAGAGGGUGGCGUCGCCGGCGGAAAGCGACUUCGAGGAAGAGGAGGAAGCGUCGUUGAAGCGGAAGUCCUCGAGGCGGGGAAGUGGAGGCCUCCGGAUCGAGGACGUUGGCGAAAGACGAGGCGGAGGAGGCCGCGCAAUAAUGGAAGACGUCAUCGACGUCGACGCCGCGGCUGCAUCCAGGCAGGGCGGGGGAACUGCCGUCACACAACAAAAUCGCGCGCCCGUGCCACGUGUGAAUGACGGCCCGACCGCGCAAGAGGGUAUCGUCCCCGCACGAACACCAGCAACCCCGUGGGCGAUGACGACUACAGACAUUGGCGUGAACGCGCAAGCCAUCGCUCAGGGGAACAAGAGGGGGGCUCCACAAGCGGGGGAAGGGGUGAGGGCAGGCGAUGUCGUCGGACCAGGCGAGGACGACGAAGCACUGGUGAACAGGGUGCGUCAGCGAUAUACACGGGAUGGAAUCGCGGCAGCGUCGAAGCUGUGGGUGGACGACCUAUGCUUCUGGAACGAAUCGGAAGGGAACAACAUACUGAAGUUGAUACAAGAAGCGCUGCGGAAACGGGGGUACCACAUUGCGUACAGGUGCACGUUGAACCACGAGACCAUUGACAUCGCUCGCGCGAUCUGGAUGGGGGAGGACUGGCGUAUCCGUGUGAACCCCAUGGUGUUCCACAUUACGCUGGACAUGGAUAUGAAGCUGCCACUAUGGUUCGUCGACGUCGACAUCAAAGACAGGCACGAGAAUGGCGAGUUGGCGGCGUAUCAGGAGGCGAGCAUCCAGCGACCAGUGGGGGCUUUCACGAGCGCCGUGAGCAUGGCGGAGGGGAUCGACGACGGUCGGGUGUCGCACAAAAGGUUGAAGAGCAUUGCCGACGCGAUGAGGAUCAUGCUCGCGACGACCGUGUGGCUCAUGCGGAUGAGAGGGGACGAUCAUCGCACGCAUUACGACGCGUGGGUGUUCGUCCAACUAACAUCAAAGUCGACGCUCAUCACAUCCAUGCAUCACUCAUUCGACGCGCGUCGCCAUAUCAUGCAAGUUGCGAUCGUCAUCAUGGACAAAUUGGCCAAACCCCCAAUGACUUUGGUAGCCCCCCCAUUGUACAUCCCUGACAGAGCGUCAAUCGGCGUGAAGUUCUCACAUGACGCCACGUUGUCUUCCCCCAUGGAGGCAAAGAAUAUCGAUUGGUUGGGCACAGGCUAUGAAUCCCCCUCGGCGGCGGACAGGCGCGGCUAAGUCCGCGGACGCGGUCGAGUCCGCGAUCCCGCGGAUGUGUCCGCGCGGACGCGAGUCCUCGCAGACGCGUGGCGGCCGCUGGGGAGGGGGGUUGAGGAAUCGGGAAGCACCACGUGGCGGUGCAACCCCAGC